AUGGCUCAUCACGAAUCUGAACCGAUGCCGAACUGGCUAGAUAAUAGCGAGUGGUCGGCGCCGAAACAAGCACCCGACUCUGGCCUGUUACACUUCGAACGUCUCCUCAAUUUCUCAGUCCCUGGCAACGACGCCGAUAUCCACAACUGCGAGCCAAAGCCCUCCAAACCGCUGGCAUGUGUAAGAUGCCAUGCUCAGAAGCUUCGUUGCGUCAGAAAAUCCGCUGACGUACGAACCUGCGAUCGAUGUCAGAACGCCGAAGUUGAAUGCACUUCUCGACAAUUACGUCGUAUGGGUCGACCUGUCGAACAUCACAACAACAAUAAAAUGGCAAACGGUACAAGAUCAAAGCAUAAAUUACAGAAAAAGGCAAACGGAGCCCGAAAUAGAGGUUCGACCGACGGUUCGGCUCGUCCGCCGCUAGUGGGGAGUGAGGGGGGGAGUGAGGGGGGUACUAGCACAUGGUCUCCACUAAGUACCGGCCGGCCGGUGUCAAGACAAGACAGCGACGGUAAUCAUAUUACGGCUUCUAGUAUAUCCUCAAAUGAUAACGAUAUCUUCAUGGACGUGGAGGUAACAACACAUAUACCAGGAGGUCAAUUCACGAACGGCAGCAGCAAUAGUAACAGCAGUAAUCCCACAACUCAGCUCACUCCAAGCUCAUAUGUAGCUUCGGAUAUGGAUAUGUGGUCGUCAUGGCCAAGCCCAGCAAAAUUGACUUCUUAUACGGAUUCCUUAAUAGCUGGAUUUGAUGGUUCAAUCUCUUCAUUUCCAAAUUUUGAGGACCUCUCUGGGAGCUUGUUUCCCCAGGGUAUGGAUAUCGGCGGAUUCGGAGAGAGUCAUAACCUAAACAAUAGCAACUCACGCUCUCCUCGCGAAACCUCCCCAGAUGAUCCGGUUGAGCAACUUUCGAAAUUCCAAAUCGAGCUAUAUCAAUGCCUUACAUCCGUCAAAGUCGUCGAAAAACUCAAAAAGCAGAAGUUGCGGGACAUGACUAAAAUGUCAAAAGAAGUCGAGGAAAUCGAUACUACCUGGUUACAAGACUUGUUUCAGACAUCGGAACGGUUUAUAGAAGCUCUAACCGGCUUUGUCAGCAAUACUUUAAGUAUUACCGUACCGACAAACACGGCUGGUGAUUCAAGAGAGGUUCAGGAGUCAAAUGCUACCAUCGAAGUCGACACUGCCACCGGUCUAAUGAUAGUGAGCUGCUAUAUGCGCCUCCUUCAAAUUCUCGAAGUGGUCGUCUUCAUAGUUGAGACGUACCGCGAUUUUGACUGUCCAGGCACCUACGUUGAAAUACGGUUUGGAUCAUUCAUUCCGAAAACUGACAAGGCUCUGUCGGCUCGUUUACUUGGGCAAUACGUGCUGCAUUUAUUAGACGGAAUCUCGGAAGCGGUUGAUAAGGCAAUCGCGUCACGGCAGCCAUAUGCUCGUGCGAUUGCUGAUACGCGCAGAGUGGAAGGAAAGCUGAAGGAGCGUAUUUCUACCGCGUUACAUUGA
Messenger RNA from Glarea lozoyensis ATCC 20868, 1500 nucleotides. RefSeq lists its product as uncharacterized. Gene Ontology annotation, molecular function: zinc ion binding; DNA-binding transcription factor activity, RNA polymerase II-specific. The transcript has a single exon. The record is from RefSeq and is a predicted model, not a curated record. NCBI's taxonomy places the organism in Eukaryota, Fungi, Ascomycota, Leotiomycetes, Helotiales, Helotiaceae. Gene Ontology annotation, biological process: regulation of DNA-templated transcription. Bases 1 to 1500 code for a protein of 499 amino acids.